Molecule: messenger RNA, 2187 nt
Organism: Protopolystoma xenopodis
Lineage: Eukaryota; Metazoa; Platyhelminthes; Monogenea; Polystomatidea; Polystomatidae
Source: the annotation of a GenBank genome assembly
AUGCUUGAGCCUGUAGAUGAGCCCGAAUACGGCCAUUCCAACAGAAUCGUCCACUUGGCCUACACUAAUCACUACGCAGUGGCUCAAUUCCGCAAGGCAGAAAUUAAAUUUAACGCAUUUCUGCUGGAAGCAUUAGCUCGAGGUUCUGGACCCGCAGAACCGUUGCAAGAAGGCAAGCUGAGUGUGGAACUGGACAGCGACGCGAUCUACCUACCUCAAACUCUCUUAGAGGUCAAAAGAAUGAGAAGUGAAACCGAUGACUACAACUUCGAAGUAUUUGGUGACCUGGUCGGAAAAGACGUCUCUGGAGGAAAACUCUUUCUAAACGGCGAUCCAUUCCGCAUUAAGUUCACUAUGGCGGGCAAGUCACAACAGACAGCUUUUGAAUUAGAAAUACAGGAUCUUGAGAAAUUCACAAUAACGGCCACUAUGGACUCGAUGCACAGCCUUUACGGCUCUGGCACGGUGAUCGUAACCAAUUGUGCGGUAAGAACCUGCAUGAUAACUGCGGAUCUGGAACUGCAGGGUGGCAGUGAAGUUGUGACAAUUCUUUUGGACAACAAGCUGAAUUUAAAUAGCCCCGGAGAGCCACAUUCCAUCACAUUUGUGGGCAGUGGAAACAUGAAAACCGGUGGUACUAUUUCCCAUAAAUACAGCGCCAAUUUUGAGCAAAAGCAGGAUGUCACAGAAGAUGCGCGUGUAUCCGACUUGGAUAUAGCAUACUCGGCAAAUUCCGAGGAGGCCACGCUCAAGAUGCGCCUCAUAAAGGGAGAUUCUAGAGCAAAAUUAUCAACAAACUAUUCCAGGGGUGACAUGAAAUUGACGACUUCACAAGAAUUCGUCUGUAAAACUGGCCAAUAUCUGAUAGCCAGCAGCCUAGAUUUGCAAUCUUACCUACAUUUUUUCAAACUGCUCAUACAUUCCGUAAAGAUUUCGCUAGAUUCUAAGGCUUUUCACGGAGGCAUUUCAUUUUUCCGCAUAUUUUCAUUUAUGUCGCAUUAUGAUAGACAAACAAAAGUGAGCACAGUUUCUUGGAAUCGGAUUGUAGAAGAAGAAGUAAAGUCAAAUUACACUCUUGAGUCAAAUAUCGGUAAAGUGCUUGCUUACAGCCUGGGUCGCGAUGAUAGCCUCUUUCCCCCUGGUUUCCGUUACUAUCUUUCGGCUGGAACAAAUAAGUUUGAGUUGUCACGUGAAAACGCGCCCAUGUCACAAAAAUACAAAUAUUUGAUCUUAUGGGACAAGGAGUCGUCAACUUCAACCCUCCGUUUGGCUGGUCACCUAAUCAUGCCUGAGAAUGGAGAUGAAUCUGAGCCUAUUGGUUUUCAAUUGGAAACAAACAUGUGUGCAGAUGAGAAACCUGGAUUGAUGCAAUUAAAUUUUAGCUCACUUUCAGGAUGGCGACAGAGCGGCCAUCUUAUAGCUGAAGUGACUGGCGAUUGCGUUAAGAACCUUUUAAAGCAGACAAGAGAUGAGCCAUAUUUAGGUUCCAGUGAUAGAGCUUACAGAACCAAGCUAUAUGGAGAGCUAACCUACAAUAUGCCAGGGGUAGGAGGCGCGGAGCUGGAUUUUCUGGGCAUAAUGAAUGAGCGAAAGUUGAUAUCAAGAGCCCUGUACCGUUCCAUCCAAUCCGGUGUCAAAGUUCAGCAUGACAUCUUACUUCAAGAGGAAGAUUCCGGGAAGGUUAGGUGGAGUACCAACGCUUCCUGUGUAUUCAAUCGUCUUCUGAAACUGAGUGAACCUUGUGAGAUUCUAUACAUGGCAGAUGGCAACUCUCGUGAGGGCCGCUUUGGCCUAAGUUCUCCAGGGCCACGCGAAUUUGAGGUAGAGGCCAGUUGGAAUAGGAAAAAGGGUGAAACUUUUAAAUAUGAGCACAUAGUCAAAGAUGAAGGCGACCUUCAGAUAAAGCUGACCACACCUUUCCGAGCAAUGCAAGUCGAUGUGAAGCCCCUUCGGAAGGAAAUCGACGAUCAUAAUCGCACAGUGACAUUUGGAAUUUCAAUGAUAGUGAACGGUAGAAAUGCUAAUUCCAAUGCUAAAAGGGCUUUCACUUGGGCAAUGGAAGUUUUCUUCUAUUCAAGCUACAAAAUGAUGGAGGCCGGGCUUCAAAUUGAGACCUCGAUAGUAAAACCAGUAAGUGGACCCUUCAAAAGCAAUUAUACAUGCAGUACAUAUGGUUUGAUGGAGUAA